Gordionus sp. m RMFG-2023 is the source of this 2310-nucleotide messenger RNA. RefSeq names its product endothelin-converting enzyme homolog. Gene Ontology annotation, cellular component: plasma membrane. The transcript is spliced from 19 exons. NCBI's taxonomy places the organism in Eukaryota, Metazoa, Nematomorpha, Gordioida, Chordodea, Parachordodidae. Gene Ontology annotation, biological process: protein processing. The annotation marks the transcript as partial. Gene Ontology annotation, molecular function: metalloendopeptidase activity. The record is from RefSeq and is a predicted model, not a curated record.
AUGGAGUUGGCAGAAAAAGAUCUGGCAAAACGAUCAACGCAGGUCCUGACUGUCAUGGUGUUCCAAAGCGCUAAGGUGGAUGCUCAAUAUGGGUAUGGUGGAUAUGGAGGGUAUGGUGGAUACGGAGGGUAUGGAGGUUUCCCUUAUGGUGGAUAUGGUGGAUAUGGUGGAUAUGGAGGAUAUGGUGGAUAUGGUGGAUAUGGAGCGGUGAAGAGGCGCUCCUCCACUCCAGCUCUAAAAGGAGCUAGCUCCCGCUCCUCAUGUUGUCUCACAAGCAGGUGCCUUCUCCGAUCUCGAAUGUCCCUGGCGCUCCACCUGGAGCGCGCGCUCCUCUGGAAACAGGUAGCACUUAACAGCUUUGAUCUGAAGAGUUUUGACAUGAGUCAAUUAACCUCCUGGAUGAAUCAAAGUGUGGAUCCGUGCACAGAUUUUUACGAAUUCGCCUGCGGAGGUUACAUCCAGAAAACUUCAAUUCCAAGCGGUCAUAAUAAAUGGAAUCCAUUUAAUGCAAUUUCAGAAUCGAUACUUUUAACUAUAAAAGAUAUAUUAGAAAAUCCUCAUACAAAAUACGAAGGAAGGGCCGAGAGACUGGCCAAAACAUAUUAUGAUUCUUGUAUGGAUAAGAGAAAUAUUAGAGAAAAAUUGGGAGGAAAGCCGUUAACCGAUCUAUUAGACCUAUAUGGAGGUUGGGAUGUGUUGAACGCGGAUAACAAGCCUUCCCCUUUCAUAGAUGAAUCUUCCAACUUAAAGAAAAACCCCAAAAACUCUUCCAAAUACAUACUCUGUAUCUAUCCAGGGGAACUCACCCUCCAAUAUGAUGAUGAUUACUAUGGCAAUAGCACUAUGAACCUUAAACGUUACGAUGCUAAUUUAAAUUACAUGAUGAACAUUGGAAAUUUGCUGGUAUCGAGUACUGUGGUGCCUAAAUACUCUAAGCCAAAGGAUAUUAAUCGAACUCGUCACACUUUGGGCAAACCACAUAGUCAGACCAAGAUAAAUAAUCAACUUAAAAUCAUAAUGUCGGACGUGCUAGAAUUUGAAGGGCUCUUAUCUAGCAUUACUCCAUCUACGCUAGUUUUGGAAACUAUUGACGAGUCCAAUUACAUCCUAAUGUCCUUAAAAGAGUUGGAUAAAAAUUAUGAUUUCAUGAAUUGGACGAGACAUAUAAAUCAAAUUUUCGAAGAUUAUAACAUAUCCAUGCCAGCCGAUCAAGUAUUUUGGGUCAGAUCCGUCUCUUACAUGGAGAAGAUGAAUAGAAUUAUCAACCGUAGCUUAAAUGAAUUGACGAUAUCUAGAGUUUUGCACGAUUAUAUAAUGUGGCACACUGUAAAACCCCUCACAUCCUAUUUGUCCAAAAAGUUCAGGGAUGCUCGUGACCCAGUUCGAAAGGCGGAUAAUAUAAAAAAUUAUGAAAACAUGCCAGCUUGGAAGAGAUGUUUAAAGAAAUUUCCCACUUUUAUGGAAUUCCCACUAAGUUCCCUCUACCUGAAAUCUAAUUUUAAUUCCUCAGAUAAAAUAAAGGUGAAAGGAAUGAUUGAUUCGAUGAAAGUGGCUUAUAAAGAAACUUUUCAGAAUCUUGAUUGGAUGGAUGAAACUACGAAGAGUAGAUCUAUGGAAAAAGUAGAUGCGAUGGAAGCUAAAAUUGGUUAUCCGGAAUACAUUAAAAAACCUAAUGAACUGGACAAGAAUUACGAAGAACUAUAUAUGCAGGAUGACACUUAUUUUAAAAAUCACAUCAGUCAAGGAAGUAUGAGUGGCUUACGAGAAAUCAAAAAACUUUUCGCGCCAGUUGAUAAGAAACAAUGGAUAGAGUCACCUCACACCUCUAACGCUUUUUACUCUUCUGCCACAAAUGAAAUAAUUUUUCCUGCUGGAAUUUUGCGAAAACCGUUCUACGAUAAAACUUAUCCAGACUCUUAUCAAUUUGGAGCUAUAGGUAGCGUUAUAACCCACGAAAUAGGGCACGGCUUUGAUGAUGAAGGCAGGAAAUAUGAUAAAAAUGGUAAUUGGCAUUUUUGGUGGACAAAUAAAUCGAUAGAAGCCUUCGUAAAUAAAACAGUUUGUUUCCUAGACCAAUAUUCCAAUUAUUCUAUCAAUGGCCAUAAGUUGGACGGCAAACAAACAUUAGCAGAAAAUAUGGCGGAUAAUGGAGGAGUUGCUAUAUCUUUGAAAGCAUUGAAGAGUUAUCAGGCCAGGAAAAGGAGGGAUGAAUACGCUUUCAAAUUCGAUACAAUCGAAGAUCGACUAUUUUUCCUUGCUUAUGCUCAAAGUUGUUGUUCUAAGGAUACGCCCGAAGCUCUAUAUGAAACA